AUGGGUGAUAGUGCAAGUUCAUCAAUUGUUCAGUACAAGAACGAGAAAGCUCUUCUAUGUAAUUGUGACCAGCCUGCAAAGAUUAUGAGGGCUUGGACUGAUGCCAACACUGGGCGCAGGUUCUAUGGCUGUGUAGGACGUAAGGUGGCUCACGGGUAUGAGUCUUGUAACUUUUUCUGUUGGUUUGAUGUGGAGAAACCACAUGGGUGGCAACAUGAAGCAUUGAUUGAGGCAAGAGAUGUUAUUCGUGACCAAAGAGAAGAGAUUAGGAACUUGAGGGAGGCGGUAAAAGAACUGAAGCGGGGAAAUCCGAAUGAAAACCUGGAUGAUUUGAAGCAAGCUCGUGAGGAAUGUGAAGCACUGAAGCUAGAAGUUUUGAUUUUGAAUGAAAGGAGUAGGGUAUUUCGUAAUGUCCUUAUCACUUCUUCGGUUGGGUUUACAAUUGUACUUGGAGUGGUGGUGACGAUGUGUAAGUGA
Thlaspi arvense is the source of this 477-nucleotide messenger RNA. The record is from the annotation of a GenBank genome assembly. Lineage: Eukaryota; Viridiplantae; Streptophyta; Magnoliopsida; Brassicales; Brassicaceae.